Molecule: messenger RNA, 2424 nt
Organism: Neoarthrinium moseri
Lineage: Eukaryota; Fungi; Ascomycota; Sordariomycetes; Amphisphaeriales; Apiosporaceae
Exons: 4
Coding region: 1-2424 (807 amino acids)
Source: RefSeq, a predicted model, not a curated record
AUGGCAGACUUGGAUGAGCGUAAUGCCGUUUCGGACUUGGACCAAGUUUCGUGCAAAGAGGGUGUGCUCUUGAUAUUUGAGGACAUCUGUCCCAAGUAUCUGGACGAGCUGGCUCAACAACACGCUUUCAACGCUGAUGCCAUCAUUGCUACAAUACUCGACCAGCAGGAACGUGACAUUCUAUAUCCAAGACGCCAGAAAAGUCGAAAAAGGAAACGAGGUGAAGAUGUCGAUGACGAAGAUAAAGAGAAGAAGUCAGUGGACCCAAACACUGAGAUUCAAGCAAAGCUCAACGACCACCAACAUCUACGCACGAUGAGUUCCGCAAAGUACAAGGAUAUGGCUGCACUCUUGCUCAGUCAAGACUUCCCUUUGAUUCCCAAGAUGACGCUCAGAAGCAAACUAUUGUCACAAAAUGGGUCAUCGCUCUUCCGGGCCUAUGCUGCUAUCGAUGAUGCACUUCGCAAGGGAGACGAGGGACGCAUCCCCUGGAGCAAUAAAAAAACACGCACGAAGCCUUUGGAGCAGUACACGGCUGCCAACAUCGGAAAAGUGAACCGUGAAGACCUGACGGAUGAGCAAACGGCGGCCUUGGAUGAGUUCCUAGCGGCCAGGCAAGUCCGAGCCCGCAAGGAUGCAGAAGCGGCAGUAAAAGCAGCGGAAGUCUCCAAUCUCGAGCGAGCCCGGCAAACUGGCCAGACUGCAGAGUGUGGGUGUUGUUUCGAGGAAUGUCCACUGAAUCGGAUGGUGUGCUGUGAAAACGCGGAAGGGCACUGGUUCUGUCGUGGCUGCAUGCGUCAACAUGCGGAGAACACCAUCGGAUACUCCAAGUACGAGCUCAAAUGCAUGUCCAUGGACGGAUGUAGUGCAGGAUUCUCCGUUGCUCAGAGAAAGUUGUUUCUCGACAAGAAGCUGCAAAUUGCUUUGGACCGGAUUGAAGCACAAGCAAUGCUCGAGAAGGCCGGCAUCGAGGAUCUUGAGACUUGUCCUUUCUGCCCCAUGGCUAUUGAGUACCCUCCAGUCCAUGAGAACAAGGAAUUUCGAUGUACCAAUCGAGAAUGCGAGAUAGUGAGCUGCCGAUUAUGCCGUAAGCAGACUCAUAUCCCCAAGACUUGCGCCGAGGCGGCAGCCGAAGAAGAACACUCCGCAAGGCAUACCAUAGAAGAAGCUAUGAGUGAGGCAGUGAUCAGAAAGUGCAACAAGUGCGCCAACCCGUACAUCAAAUCUGAUGGUUGCAACAAGAUAUUCUGCACGAAGUGUUCAACCAUCCAAUGCUACGUAUGCCGUCAAACUGUUAAGGACUAUAGCCACUUUAACGACCAGAACCGAGGCGGCAAGCAAGGCCAGUGUCCUCUUUUCGACUCUACAGAAGCACACCACCAAGAAGAGGCGCAACGUGCAGAAAAUGCAACUCGAGAUCGAGUCGCAAGGGAAAACCCCGAAAUGGAUAAUGAAGCGCUUAAAUUAAAGAUGUCCGCCAGAGUCGAAGAAGACGAAAGAAAGCGGAAAGAACAAGGCGAGCGGCAGCGGGCUAGGGUCCACUUCGCCCCUCCAGCCUUCUUCCAAGCUCUCAAUCCUGGCCCAGCCCCGGAGAUCGCCGAUGAUGGCAGAGCAAGACAACUCAAUGCUCGGCAACUCCAGCAAAUUGAAGCUCAGGUGCAGCGAGCUCGAGAGCAUCGAGAAAGACUGCAAGAGCAGCAAGAGGCUAGGCACAAGACUAUUCUUGAUAAAAUCAGGGCAGCUCAGCAGCACCACCAGAACCACGUUGCAGAGCAACAACGAUUACAGCAGGAGGCCGUCCAAAGAAACGUGGACGCGAUGCGCCAGGCCCACGAAACACGUGCUCAAGAGCUGCUGGACCUGGUCACAGAACAAACAAGAAACCGGGCGAGACAGGAACAAAUCCUUCGGAGAGAGGAACAGCCCAUGAUCCAGCUGCCAUUCUUGCAGGUGCAAGCACCAGCAAAUAUAGGCGUACCUGGUCCCAUCCGAAAUGCUGGGCGCAUACCGAAUUCGGGUCGUACUGCAGCUAAUGCCAUAGUGGUAGACCCCGAUUCGCCACCCCAGUCCCGUUCAGUCCGUGAAGGCCUUCGUAAUGACAACGUGUUCAUGCCCUUGAGGCUAGGUGCAGACCUCAGUUUCCUGGGACGGCCACAGUCCAUGCAAGACGUUCUGGAUAACCAACGACAGAGGGGACAUCGAGCCAUGUUCGGGGGCGGCCUCGAGCAAUUUAAUAGGUUCAGAGGCGAGUUUGCCCAGAACGCAUUGGGGCUUCAGGCUCGGCCUCCGGCGCUUCCUGAUCUGGUCAGACUGGACAUGUUUCCAGGCGCCGCCAGGAUCGGCGACGGAAUGAGGGUUCAGCGGGUCAUCAACGCAAAUGCACGGCCCGCGCCAGCGAACCAGGUUGGAGAUGCUAGGGUUUAG